GGCCCAAGUAUGGUGUGGCUUGCCUUCGGUGCACUAUACGAUCGCAAUUCCCGGCACAAGCUUGACGAUGCAACAACUGUGGUCAACCAAACUGCUGUCUAUAUCAUUUUUAUCUCACUGGCCGUGCUAUCGAUCCAGCCCCAUCAAGAACCCCGGUUCCUCAUUCCCCUCUUACUUCCAUUUGUUGUGCUUGUUGUAAAUCACGGCAACAUAGUCCGUGCGGGAAAGUUGUUCUGGGCAAGUUUCCAGGUCCCGGGUGAAUGUACUACCGCGGCGUUGUUCCAUCACUGUUUUACCUGCACUCGAAACUAGAAGAUACGGCAUUUGCGGGGAAUGUCCAUAUCGUGUACUGGAAAACCUACAUGCCCCCACGUCAUUUGCUAGGGGUUCAGGACCAAGAGUUCUUUUCUCGUCCGAUAGUGAUUACGGACCUUGCCGGCGCGCGACAGAAUGAUCUUCGGGACAUUUUUUAUGCGGACCUCAGCGGGACAACGUUCUUGGUCACAACCGCAGCAAUGCACUCAAGUCUUCCCCAGCCAUUGUCAGACUGCCUUGUUGUUCAACAUCGAAUAUUCCCCCACCUCGAUUUAGACCACCUAUCUGAAAGCGUGGAGGCUGGGUGGUCGGAUGGCCUUAGUCUCCUUGUAUACCUGACAGAUCAUGACUGCAUCGCCAACAGAUCGCAUUCGUUGGAAUAAUGGAUGCCCCUGCACGCUUGCCGCCAUUCACUUGGCACACGCUUGUACAUGCUCGAGCUACACAAGACUAGGCGAGGUCUUCAUAGCAUGAUGGCACAAGGCUAAAGUCACACCAGUUCUCAAUCUAGGUUAUCCGUUCUUUCUUUUGGCGACAAAGGAGCUCCUCGGCAUCAGUUUAUUUUGCGACACUUUCAUUUGUAUUAAAAUUCUUAAUUUUAUUCACCCAGCAUCAUGAACAUAUCAUUCUGC
Molecule: messenger RNA, 947 nt
Organism: Serpula lacrymans var. lacrymans S7.9
Lineage: Eukaryota; Fungi; Basidiomycota; Agaricomycetes; Boletales; Serpulaceae
Exons: 4
Coding region: 261-698 (145 amino acids)
Source: RefSeq, a predicted model, not a curated record